UUCUACCUCAUGACAGCUCCGGCGAUCACUUUCGUCACAUAAAUUCACUGUAUUCACUUCAACUCAUCCUGAAAACCCUACCAAAUUAAUCAUGCUAAAAUUCUUUCAGGACUGGAACGCGAAUUUGAAUAGUUCAGUACGCAAAGGUGACCUCUCUUCGGUCAAGAAAUGUCUACUUCAAGGAGCCGACCCCAACAACAUCGACACCGUUGGACACACUCCACUAACAUGUGCAGCCAGUUUGGGUCACCUGGACAUCAUCAAGCAUCUAAUAGUAAACGGUGGCGACAUUUACAAACCUGGAGCUGAUAACAGAUCUCCCUUAUCUUGGGCUUGCUUGGAGAACCGAAUCGACGCUGUUAAACUUCUUCUUGCUAAAGGAGUAAAUAUUAACCACCCGGACCCAGAUGGUAACACACCACUAGCCAUAGCUGUGAUGAAUGGUAACAUUGACGUUGUCCAUUAUCUAUUGUCACAAGGGGCUAACGCAGAGAAAGCAGAAGGACACGGGAAGACGCCUUUAUCUUGGUCUGCCAAAGAAUGCCAUUUUGACAUCGUCAAGCUACUUUUACAGAAAAAUGACAACGUAAAUGUCAUAGAUCCUGAUGGUAAUACGCCUUUAGUGUAUGCUACGAUAGCGAAAAGUUGGGAUUUGUUGUGGUUCUUCAUCCGGAAAGGAGCUGAUGUUGGUUUGUUCGGACCUGGAGGAAGACCUCCUUUAAACUGGGCAGUGGCGGAUUCCCGGCUCGAAUUUAUAAAGUUUUUAUUAGAAAAAGGAGCUAGGAUCAAUGAUCUAGAUUCAUUUGGAGACACAGCUCUAGCAUGCGCUGCUAAAGCAGGACAUGUCAACGUCAUUGAAUAUUUAAUUGAUGCUGGUGCAGAGAUUGACAAGUGUGGAAUUCAAGGGAAAUCUCCUUUAUCUUAUGCCGCUCUAAACGGACACUUAGACGUAAUCACACUCUUGUAUAAGAAAGGGGCUAAAAAUUCUCCCGACCUCAAUGGACACACACCGCUUGCAAAUGCAGCGGCAGCUGGAAGACUCGAGGUAAUAGAUUUUUUCAUAAAACGAGGAGCCGAUUUGGAACUCUUUGGACCAAAUGGCAAAGGCGCGUUGUCUCAUGCUUCCGAAAAUGGUCACCUCGACGCUGUCAAACUAUUAUUAACAUCAGAAGGAGCUAAUAUCAACGCAACUGAUUCCAACGGUGAGACUCCAUUAACAAGUGCGGUUAUCGCAAAUCAAAUGGCAAUCGUAGAAUUUCUUCUUAGUGAAGACGCCGAUGUUUGCAAAGUUUGCAAAAAAGGAAGGACUCCACUAGCUGCAGCAGCGCAACAAGGAAAUUUCGACAUGGUGGUUUAUUUGUUAAACCAUGGGGCUGAAUGUUCCAUGCAGACUGCCUUUCUUGAAGCCAUUCGACAAGGAAACUUGCGCAUUGUUAAACAUAUGCAAGCGAAGGGCGCUAGGGUUAAUUUUACUUAUGAAAAUAAGUGCACACCUUUAGGUACAGCCCUUUCGCUGGGCCAUGUGGGUGUGGCGGAAUUUCUGAUUGCGAAGGGUGCAUCGGUUGCUUGUAUUAAACAUGACAACAAAAAUACAUUUUUAAUGAAGUUUGUCACUGAGAAGAACCGUGAAAUGGUUAAGGUUCUAAUCAAGGCAAAAGCAAACGUUGAUUUACCGGGAACGUGUGGGUACACACCGUUAACCAAAUCGGUUGAAAUGGAGAAUUUCAAAAUGGUCAAGUACUUGGUACAGCAAGGCGCGGAUGUUAAUUUGGUUGAUAGUAAUCGAAAAACUGCGCUAUCGAUUGCUGCGUCAAUGUAUUACUUCCGAAUUGCAAAAUUUUUGCUGGACUAUGGUGCUAAUAUUGAGUUAGCGAAGCAAGCAGUUGAGGCGUUCGCCAGCUGGAACAAGGAUUUUGCUAUCGCCGCGAAAGUAGGAACGAAAAAUGUCUCUAAAGAAAGCAAUACUUCCUCUAGAAGUAGUACAAGCAAAACGUGAUUGGUGGUUACACUUAAUUAUUAAGAAAACAAUUUUUUAAA
Messenger RNA from Zophobas morio, 2037 nucleotides. RefSeq names its product ankyrin repeat domain-containing protein 17-like. Gene Ontology annotation, molecular function: protein binding. The transcript is spliced from 2 exons. Gene Ontology annotation, cellular component: cytoplasm; nucleus. The record is from RefSeq and is a predicted model, not a curated record. Bases 92 to 1996 code for a protein of 634 amino acids. Lineage: Eukaryota; Metazoa; Arthropoda; Insecta; Coleoptera; Tenebrionidae.